AUGACCGCCCCAACGGCUCACGCGGAUGCCUUCGACGCACCCUCUUCCGGAAGCUGUUCUUUUGUCACAGCAGCCGCCGUGGCUCAAACAGGCAGAGAGGCGAAGAAGAAAAAAGAGGCCGCGGAUGAAAAGCACCAUCUUCGAGCCGACAUCUACCUGAGGCGGCGCACUUGGAUCAUGAUGCUUAUUGGCCAUGGCCAGCCAUGGCGAGGCGGCAGUACGGUGAUCAUCCUCUCAGAUCUGCCUCGAUAG
Molecule: messenger RNA, 252 nt
Organism: Trichoderma atroviride IMI 206040
Lineage: Eukaryota; Fungi; Ascomycota; Sordariomycetes; Hypocreales; Hypocreaceae
Source: RefSeq, a predicted model, not a curated record